Molecule: messenger RNA, 524 nt
Organism: Laetiporus sulphureus 93-53
Lineage: Eukaryota; Fungi; Basidiomycota; Agaricomycetes; Polyporales; Laetiporaceae
Exons: 1
Source: RefSeq, a predicted model, not a curated record
ACCUCAAAACCUUGAUAUGGAGUAUGACAAACUGCCAUUCAAAACAUAAUCGACGUCAACCGACUGCGAGCCCGUCAGCUACGCUCAAUUGCUCCAUAUAUCGCGAACGGAUUCUCCGUUCCCUCGAGCGUCACCUUCCUCAUUUCUCCUCUUGCCAUACACUAGUGCAGAAAUGGGCGACGUGAAUAUCGCAAAUCCUCCGGCGCCGCGCGUGCCCUACUACACGCCCGCACAGUACCCCGCCUCCGGUACCGCUGUGGACACAGGGAAGAAGCCGAUCCCGACGCUCUUCCAGCCCCUCAAAAUCCGCGGCCUCGAGUUCCACAACCGCAUAUGUGUGAAUAUAUGCGUUGAUAUCCGCCUCUACAUGCUGAUCCACAGCAUGGCAAUAUUGCGCUACGUAGCUCUCUCCGAUGUGCCAGUACUCCGCCGAGAAUGGCAAGCUCACUCCCUGGCACUUCGCCCACCGUGCGCACUCCUCUAUCCUUCACGUCCUAACGCACACCCACUCACAUCCCCAUAGU